AUGGAAGGCGCCGGUAUAGAGAAAGUUGCCUUUUGGGGCCUUGAACCGUACAACGCAGAGCAGGCGUCAGACCUACCUGACCAGGUCGAGCCCUGCAUCCUUGGAUCUGGAGUCACCGAUAUUGGCAUCUUCCCUGAAAAUGACGAUGUCAGGAUCCCUGUGAACGAGGAAGAUGUUAACCCUGGUGGAAAGUAUCAUUCAAUCGUGAAACUCUUCAUUCAAAAUCAGCCCUCGUGCACCUGGACUACGGCCACGGGUUGGCUAUGCCGAGAUGACCUUGUGGUCACCGCUGCCCACUGCGUCCUUAAAGGCGACCAGCAUGCGGCUUGCAUCAGUGUAUGCAUUGGAUACAGCGCAAGCAGUGGAGGUGCUGGAGCUUCGUCCGACAACCAGCGCUCUGUAACCCGCGUCGCGUUGCCGUCCGCAUGGAGUGACUCCAGCGCGAGUCCGUCUAACAUGGCGUUCUUACAGCUCGAUGAGCCGUUCCAGGACGUGACGCCUAUCAAAUAUAGCACGCCAGGGACCAAGUUGCAGGAGCCGCUUACCGUUGUCGGAUAUGCUUCCGACAUUGGUGCCAGGGCUGGAUCCCCUGGCGGCGAGAUGUAUCAGAUGCAAAUAUGCCGAGAGAUUGAUCUCGACACGACCAGGUGGAACAUGUUGGUUUAUCAAGGCGACAGUAUGGGAGGUGAGCCGAAUGUUCUCCUCAGGACUCACAAGCAAACACUGACGGUUGCCUCUACGGCACUAGGAUUUGGUGGAGCGCCCAUCAUCCGGGACAGUGAUUUCGUCGCGAUCGGGGUACACGCUCGGGGCGGCAGUUUCAAUUUUGGGACUGUUAUCGGCGGUCCUUUUGGAGUCAAUGUUCCCGUUUACGAAGAGGCGUUGAGGAUCCUUGGAGAGGGCAACGAGCCCUCUGACGUCAAAGUUGAUACAGACACCGAUAUGGAGUGGUUAAAGUAUACGUACGUAGCCUGCGAGUAG
This is a messenger RNA of Beauveria bassiana ARSEF 2860, 981 nucleotides long. RefSeq names its product ATP synthase F1. Lineage: Eukaryota; Fungi; Ascomycota; Sordariomycetes; Hypocreales; Cordycipitaceae. Gene Ontology annotation, molecular function: serine-type endopeptidase activity. Gene Ontology annotation, biological process: proteolysis. Bases 1 to 981 code for a protein of 326 amino acids. The transcript has 2 exons. The record is from RefSeq and is a predicted model, not a curated record.